CCAAGGAAACACUCUCAUUAUAACAUGUGUGAUGGGUUUCUAUCAGUCUUUUAACUAGAACAGCAUUUUUACAUCAGCUCAGGGCUUCUGAGGAGAACCUCCACCUUUAAUUUUCUUUUUUUACCGUAGUGGAUUGUGCCAAACUAUAAGGUCCAGAAUGAUCGCCGAACCCAACUGUUCUUCAACGGAUUCCUCGGCAUCAAGAUGCAUCCAAGAUCUUCUGUGCAACACAACACUAGUGUUGAACCUCAGUGAGGUGGAAAUGGAAGAGUUCUGCCUCAACCAGGACGAGUAUCUGGAGAAAUAUCUGGGGCCUAGACGUUCCCCAGUGUUUCUGCCUGUGUGCAUCACCUACCUGCUCAUCUUUUUGGUGGGAGCGGUGGGAAACAUUCUUACGUGCAUCGUCAUCGCUCGCAACAAGGUCAUGAGGACGCCCACCAACUUCUACCUGUUCAGUUUGGCAGUUUCGGAUCUGCUGGUGCUUCUUCUGGGAAUGCCUUUGGAGCUCUACGAAAUGUGGAGUAACUAUCCAUUCCUUUUCGGCAAAGGCGGCUGUUACUUUAAGACCUUCCUCUUUGAGACCGUUUGCUUUGCCUCCAUCCUGAAUGUAACAGCGCUGAGCGUGGAGCGCUACAUAGCUGUGGUCCAUCCGCUCAGAGCCAAAUAUGUCGUGACACGCACUCACGCCAAACGGGUGAUCUUGAGCGUGUGGAGCGUGUCUGUUUUGUGCUCCAUUCCCAACACCAGCCUCCACGGUAUCUUCACCCUCCCUCUUCCCAAAGGGAAAGGAGUAGGCGCCAUGUCCACCUCCGCCACCUGCAUGCUGGUCAAGCCACGUUGGAUGUACAACCUGAUCAUCCAAAUCACCACUCUGCUGUUUUUCCUCCUGCCCAUGCUGACCAUCAGCGUGCUGUAUUUGCUCAUCGGCAUGCAGCUAAAACGCGAAAAGAUGUUGCAGGUCCUGGAGGCAAAAGCAAGUCUGGGACAAGACAGCUCCUCUAAUGUACGCAGUCAGCAGCAGAAAACACGUCGCCAGCAGGUCACUAAAAUGUUGUUUGUCCUAGUGGUCAUGUUUGGCAUCUGUUGGGCUCCGUUCCACACCGAUCGACUUAUGUGGAGCUUCAUGGACCAGAAGAGCAGUGAACACAUAAAGAUUUUCCAGAUCUAUGAAUACGUCCACGUCAUCUCCGGGGUCUUCUUCUAUCUGAGCUCGGCGAUUAAUCCGAUCCUCUACAACCUCAUGUCCACCCGUUUCAGGGAGAUGUUUAAAGAGGUGAUGUGUCACCACAAAUGGCGUCCCGUCCCAAGGAAGCACUCUCUGAGCAUGACGAGGGUUACAGUACGCAGCACCCUGAGUGACGUCCCACCCUGCAACGGCACUGUCACCACUGAAGGAGAAGACUGUGAUAUCGAUGAGUGCCAGGAAAAUAAGACCACCUUCUCAUAAGAAAAGAACUUGUCUUCAUUGUCAGUGCUUUAAAUCAACUCUACAGCUUCGGAAAAGAUGCAUAAAUCCAAUCCCAUAAACGAUAAACUUAAACUUAAAUGAUUGUUGUAUAAACACAUUUGUGUAAAAUACAUGGUUUGGUGAUUUUUUUUAGAUCAAUCAAGUGUUAAUAAUCUGUGACUCAUAUAUUCUCUUUUUUUGUGGCUAAUCAGCAUAUUUUCCAAUGAGCGCAUAAUUGAUGCAGACCAGCUUGUUUUUAAUCCACUGAAAAUUGUCUCAUUAUAAAACCAUUCAGGUUUCUUGCACUGGCUGCCAGUAUCUACUAAAAUUCAUUUCAAGACGACGUUCUUCACUUACGGUGCUGUCAAAGACCGAGCCCCCAAUUAUGUUUGAUCUUAUUAUACAUGAAAAAGUCAAUUUAAAAAUCUGAAUUUCUCAAAUUAGUGUCAUGACACUACAGCCAUUUACAUAAAAUCCUGCAUUAACAAAUUCUGCCAUAUAAAUUGAAGCAAUAGGCUAUUAUAUGAGCAAAAGUUCUGUAAUAUAAUGGCUGUGAUUGAAUGUACAGUAUCAAAGUUUUUACGGUAUUUUCGCCCAUAUGAUAUUGCUAUGAUAUCUAUAGAACAGGUUAAUAAGCAAGACGCUAAUAUUACACAACAUGCAUUGGCAGCUACUUGUCUUAUCCAAACGGUUCCAAAAAAGCAGCGGAAUUGUUGCAUCGAUACAAAGUCCUGGCUAAUAGGCUAAUAGUUUCUGGUAUAAUCACAUAAUAAUUCAAACUGCAAUGCUGAUUGGUUACUUUUUGAAUCAGCAGCCAAUCAUUUUCUACAGAAACCCUCUACCUCCCCAGCUCCUCCUGUGCAGAUCUGCUAUGGGGCGAUUUCAAGUAUGCUACGUAUGGGUUAUUUCGUGUAUAUUAUAUGUGCAGCAGCAGUAUUUCUUACACGCUCAAAGAAGCAUGUUGUGGAUAUAUUGGCUGUGGAGUUCAUUUGCAAAAACAGAUAACAUAACAGUUUUCAAAAAUGAUGUUUCGAUCUCGAUCAAACAGCAUUAGCGUAGCAGACCUAUUACGCCAAGACACUUCAACGUAUAUAUUACCAUGCUAUACAUUUAUUUUGUUCCAGAAUGAAUUUAAAAUCAGUUAAAUAGACAACUGAAUCAAAAGAUCACCACCUACCGGUGUAAAGCGUAAUCUGCAGAAAAAAUCCCCAUCGCUAAUACGCAAUCAGAAACGUUAUUAUGUCGAACUAGACUGAAAAACUCUGUGCAACCAGGAUCGGAUUCAAACAUAAACGGUUGUGUAAAGAUUUGCAAUGAAAUUCGAUAAUAAAAUAUCUAAAAGUAACAUUAGUUAAGCCUAUUGAUAGCGUUCUUUUCUGCGUGUUUUCAGAGUAGCGGCGCAAUCUUCGUGAAUCCGCUGAAUAUUACUUGUGUUUUUGGCUCUAUAGUGCAAGACGUUUCAAUAAUUCAUUUGCCGAGCAACUGAGUGACCUAAAAUAUGGCGUUUCACAUUAGAUAAAGAUAACAAUUUACAUUUUCUUGCAGGCUAACAGAAAGAGGAAUAAGACAGAAGGCUAAUUCAUGCUAAAGGCUGAGGGCAAAUACUGCAGACAUGAACCAUGCACAUCUGACAUGAAGAAAAUGUCAAUGCUAACCGCUGAUCCUUCCAUAUGGAAAUGUUUCUUAAAGCACAUCCAUGACUUGUCAAUGCACAUUAUUUUCAGCAUGGAAACGACCAGCCAUAUAGAGACCGUUUACGCGAUCCAUUUCAUGUCAGUGUAUAAAAAUAAUUCAUAUUCGGCGAUUAUAUAGGUUUACAUGGAACGUUCAUAGACGAUAUACCAGCAAAGCUUUAU
Molecule: messenger RNA, 3303 nt
Organism: Puntigrus tetrazona (Sumatra barb)
Lineage: Eukaryota; Metazoa; Chordata; Actinopteri; Cypriniformes; Cyprinidae
Gene: nmur1a
Product: neuromedin U receptor 1a
Exons: 3
Coding region: 158-1447 (429 amino acids)
Biological process (GO): G protein-coupled receptor signaling pathway
Cellular component (GO): plasma membrane
Molecular function (GO): neuromedin U receptor activity
Source: RefSeq, a predicted model, not a curated record